AUGGCACAAAACAUGGACAAGGACACUGAUGCCGCUUCCUUCAAACCCGUUUCCUCCUUGAGAUCUCAUUUCGAGGGACUCAAGGUAACCCCAUCCCAAUCCCAAUCUAGAUUGGACGAUCGAGGAAGCAUUCCAUCCUCUCCCCAUGUCCUGCGCCCGGUCGAUAUCUCCUCUCCGCUGCCGACUCUGCGGGCUUCCUUUGAUCUUCCAAGACCACUAUCUCCAUGGGCUGGGGUUACUCAAUCACAGCAUGGAGGCCUCAGAACUCCCACAAAGGGCACCGAGUCUCCUCCUAAGCCUGGCCACAAGAGACCCAUGUCCAUGCUUCUACAUUCAUCUCCGCAGUUAACCCCCGCGGUCAAGGUCGAGUCCCCACGAUCGCCUCCUCGUACCUUUUUCGACCGGAGUGCUUCUCGAUCUCCUGAGCGCGUAGACGACACCCCCUUUGCCAAAGUCCGUGAACUCAUCUCACAGCACUCCAGCAGAGCCUCCAGCAGACCUCCCACUCCACGUGCCCCCAGCGGCGACCGAUCAGAUCCCUCCAUGGUUGUGGAAAGGACCACUGCCGAUGCUACAGGCGCUGCUGACGCUACAAAACCGGCCGCAAAACUACCUCCACCCAUCAAUCGCGCAGACAAGCCAAAAAUCCCUACCAAACCAACUGCCAUUCCUAUGCCCCCCCACAUCGGCCUGAACCCGGACGCCCGCCGACCCUCUUUCGACGCAAAAGUGUCGCCAUUCAGCACUCCCCCAAGUAGUGACGAAAGCUCGCCCUCCCGAAGUCCCGAACCCCAGGCCCUGGCAUCUAUACUCCGGUCUUCAGACCACCCACCAGGCCCCAUCCGCACAACAUCUCCUUUGGUUAUGUCCCCUCCAGCCAACCCAGCUGUGGACAGGCCCAAAGAUGCACGCUUCCUCGGGUUCGCCAGCAAGCCGCUUGGGCUGGAAAGUCGAGAUGCUCGGACCCUCGGCUUUGGCGGUUCCGAUACAAAACCCUCGAGCCAGUCCACCAUCUUACCCGCUAGAGCAAACACGGUGUCGGAGAAACCAACCAGAGAUCCUCGAGAUAUGGGAUUGUCUCCCGCGAGGGCGACACCUCGCCACGUCUCCGAGUCGAUAAGACAUGCUCCUUCUCCGCCUCCCGCAAUGUCUCCUCAACCACCUGCCCGGGCACUGCCACCGCGCGACGCUCGCAUGCUUGGCUUUGGGACGCUUCGUGGUCAAGAAAUCCUCCCUAUCGAUGAGGAACCGCGGCCUGGUCUUCCUCCACGGCGCAUGGAUCCUCCGCCGCGUCCCUCCAACGAGUCCAAAAACACAAUUCGCACUGUGCCACCUCCACCAGCCGCGGGCCCAGUGGACCGGAGUAAAAAGCCAAUAGCCCGUGCCUCGACGACUCCAUUAGACACCACGUUCCCGCCUCCGCCCAAGCGUGGAAGUGUUGAUGAUGUUGACUCACCCAAGUCCACGCCGGCCCGCACUCACAACUUUAACGGAGAUCAUAUCCAGCGCCCUGUCGCUAGUGCUAGGACCCAAAUGGGCGAUUCAGAUGAUGCCGAGGAUGGUCUCGAAGAGCCUUCGACUAUCAUGUCUGAGUAUCCAGACGCCACAAAUACGAACCGUCGCCCUCCGACUCGCAAACGGGGAGUCUGGGAAAUCGCGACCAAAUCCGAGUCACGUAUCGCCGAAGUCUGCGGCAAAUAUUUGUGUACGACCGGCUAUGUGACUCGCGUCUUUGAUAUGUCCUCUGGCGAACAGAUCAUGAGCUUAAAUCACGGCGAAACAGUAAAAGUAACGGCGGUGGUCUUUAAGCCCGCGAUCGAUCUGAUGGGUGAGGGAAGAAGGCUGUGGCUGGGUACCAACAUUGGUGAGAUUAUGGAAGUGGAUGUCGAGACACACUCGGUCAUAACUACAAAUUCCUCACAUAAUCGGAGAGAGAUCGUCCGGAUUGUCCGGAAUCAAAGAGACAUCUGGACAUUGGACGAUGAUGGAAAGUGGUUCGUAUGGAAAGCGGACGAGACUGGAGUGCCUAGCCUCAAGUAUAGCCACAUUUCGCUGAAGAUUCCCAAAGGGCACUCGUUCUCUAUGGCGAUUGAUGGUAGGCUUUGGAUUGCUACGAAUAAGGAGAUCCGGGUUUACCAAUCGGGGAGCGACAGCAACCCUGCACCACUAACCAAACCGCUGUCUCAGCAUGGAACUGGCGAUAUCACAUGUGGAACACACACACCAGAAGGUGGAGGAAGGGCUUACUUUGGCCACAUUGACGGCAGGGUGACGAUAUACUCCACCAAAGAUUUCAGUUGUGUUGGAAAUGUCAAAGCAAGUGACUACAAGAUCAACAGCAUGACUUUUGUGGGUGGGGCACUGUGGGCGGCCUUCAAAACCGGCAAGAUCUAUGUCUAUGAUACCAUCUCAUCCCCCUGGAAGGUCAAGAAAGAUUGGAGUGCGCACAUUGGACCAGCAACUGGAGUUCUUCUCGACUCCAGCAGUGUUUGGGCUUUACAGCAGCUUCAGGUUGUCACUAUAGGCCAUGACAAUUUUGUGCGAUUUUGGGACGCAUCUCUUGAGGAGGACUGGAUUGAAAGCGAGAUGCAAGAACGUGAUGUCGAAUAUUGCACGUUUCGUGAGCUUCGGGCGGCUGUCAUCACGUGGAAUGUCGGGGCCUCCACGCCAUAUGAUAUUCGGAACGAUUUCAUCGCCGACGCGAUCCACGCAGAAGAACCUCCAGAGAUCCUGGCUUUUGGCUUUCAAGAAGUCGUCGACUUGGAAGAUCGUACUGUGACAGCAAAAAGCAUCCUCGGAUUUGGGAAGAAGAAGGAUGUUAAGACAGAGGCGCACCAAAGCCGAGUCUAUCGAGAAUGGCGGGAUUAUCUAAUCAAGAUGGUCAGUCGCUACUGCAAACAAUACUCGUAUUCGGAACUGCACACGUCAAGCAUGAUUGGACUCUUCCAAUGUGUACUGGUCCGGCAGGAAGAGCGACCAAACGUCCGAAGUCUCGAGGGAGCCAAUGUCAAGCUUGGAUUGAAAGGGCAUUAUGGCAACAAGGGUGCUCUGGUCACACGCUUUGUCCUAGAUGACAGCUCAAUCUGCUUUAUCAAUUGCCAUCUCGCAGCCGGGCAGACUCAAACAUCGCAUCGAAACAACGACGUCGCAUCUAUUCUGGAGGCUGAGGCACUCUCGGCUCAGCCCGACGCAGACGAGCGUAGCUCCCUGUACAUUGGUGGUGGAGAUGGCACGCAGAUUCUCGACCAUGAAAUCUGCAUACUCAAUGGAGACCUGAACUACCGGAUCGAUGCGAUACCACGCGACACGGUGAUUUCGAUGGUCAAGCGAGGCGAGCUGUCAAAGCUGCUUGAGCGCGACCAAAUCAUGGUGUCGCGGCGCAGGGUAUCCGGAUUCCGAUUGGGCCCGUUCACCGAAUUACCCAUCACGUUCGCGCCGACGUACAAAUACGACGUGGGGAGCGACAACUAUGAUUCCAGCGAGAAGAAACGUGCGCCAGCAUGGUGCGACCGGCUGCUGUAUCGCGGAGCAGGGCGGGUGAAGCAGCUCGAGUAUCGACGGCACGAGGUGCACACCAGCGACCAUCGGCCCGUUAGCGGGGUGUUCAAGAUCCGUGUCAAGACGGUGGAUCCUAAGAGACGAGCGAUAGUAAAGGCAGGGUGUUUCGAACGGUUUGAACUGGUGCGCAAACAGCUGGCGGAGACGAUUAGCAUCACCUAUCUGGUCAGUGUGAUGGGUAUCAGCGAAAGGGAGGCAAGAGCUCUGAUCACGAAGUAA
Molecule: messenger RNA, 3777 nt
Organism: Exophiala bonariae
Lineage: Eukaryota; Fungi; Ascomycota; Eurotiomycetes; Chaetothyriales; Herpotrichiellaceae
Exons: 1
Coding region: 1-3777 (1258 amino acids)
Biological process (GO): phosphatidylinositol dephosphorylation
Molecular function (GO): protein binding; phosphatidylinositol-4,5-bisphosphate 5-phosphatase activity
Source: RefSeq, a predicted model, not a curated record